Molecule: messenger RNA, 1003 nt
Organism: Hydra vulgaris (swiftwater hydra)
Lineage: Eukaryota; Metazoa; Cnidaria; Hydrozoa; Anthoathecata; Hydridae
Source: RefSeq, a predicted model, not a curated record
ACGCGUCUACAAUUACUUUCGUUUACGCCUGGAUUGCGAUAAACAUGUGUCUAUACGAGUUUAAAAUUAGGUUGAAUAUGCUGGUUGGGUUGCUUCAGCUGCUUACCUUGACAAAAAGGUUUAUUGGCAUAGUUUAAAGCCUUGUUUUUUUUUGUAAAUAAUAAAAACCGAAAAGAAAAAGCACUGGUUUUAAAAACAUAGUUUCUACAUCGAGCAAUUUUCUGGUGAUUGUUUAAAUUACACACUGUGCAACAUGAUGAAAGUUAUUUAACGCAAGUUUUAUAUAAAGAUUUACAAUGGUUCAAACAGUUAUUGCGACACAAAAUGAUAUUGACAAUAUAUUGAUGUGCACAAACGAUGCAUUUAUGGCGGAUGCUUUCUACAAAAAGCCAGAAUAUCAUUAUCGAUUCACAAGGGAAAACGUUAUAUCUAAAAUGUCUCAUAAAGAUUCAGUUUUUAUUCUUGCACGCGAUAGUAUGACAAACGAAAACUCUAAUAACGAAGUCAUUGGCAGCAUAUAUUUACACUGGAUUACUAAGACAGAUUGGGUUGUUGUCGAUAACAGUUCUAUUCCUAAGGUUACCCUGGUUGGAACAUUUUCGGCUGUUUCUGUACCAUCAAAAUAUAGCAAACGUGGCAUUGGUAAAACAUUAAUUGCUUCUGCUGAAAAUUACUUACUUGAAAAUGUUUUUAAAGCAAUCCAGCAUCAAAUGUCAAGUUCCGUUAAUAUUAUCAACAACAAUCCACAAUUCGGUGUAGUUAUGGAAAUUGAAGUAGUUAGUUUACGCGUGGAUUUGUUUCCUUGGUAUGAAAAGCAAGGCUAUCAAGUUUUUGAUAAAGUUAAACCGAACGAUGUAGAGUUUACAGUCAAAAUUUUAGAUGGUAUGGAUGUUUUUAUUAUAUUAAUGAGAAAGAUAUUAUUGUAAAUUAGCCUUGAUCAUUAUAUUGUUGUUGUAUGAUACAUUAUAAUAUUUAUCAAACACAUAAAUGUAAAGAAGUAAAA